UCAUCAAAAUCAGAGCAGCAAACGGGAAGAGGAUAAUAUUCAGAGAGAGAAACACAGAAAAGGAAAAGAAAAUGGAGCCCGGAAUUGUGAUCGGUGGUUUGCAGGACGUCGAGGGAGAUGCUAACAAUCUUGAAUACCAGGAACUUGCUCGGUUCGCCGUCGAUGAGCACAACAAGAAAACUAAUGCGAUGCUCCAGUUCAAGAGGGUUGUGAAUGUAAAGCAGGCAGUGGUUGAAGGCUUAAAGUACUGCAUCACUUUGGAGGCUGUAGACGGUCACAAGACGAAGGUAUAUGAGGCCGAGAUCUGGGUGAAGCUCUGGGAGAAUUUCAGGAGCUUGGAGGGAUUCAAGCUUCUUGGUGAUGCUCAUUAGCUCGGUAAAGAAGCAAAUAACUACAGAGUAUGAUUGAAAUAAAUGAAUUAUUUUGAGUGAAGUUUAUUUUCAAAAUCUGUAUUUUGAUUAGCCGUGAGAGAAUGAAAUUUCAAUAUUAAAAACUGAAAAUUUUUAACUCCAACAAUUGUAUUACUUUUGAAAAUUUUUGGAGUUAUAUUUUCAGUUUUAAAGUUAAAUUUUUAUUCUCUCGUUACUAUAUCAAGUACAAAUUCUGAAAUAAAAUUUCACAAGGGAAAAAUUCAUUUGUUUUAAAAAUAACAUGCUUAUCGAUAUUCUAUUUGUGUGUAGUUAAAAAUGAGAGGUCUCAUUUGAGAUUUAUAUAUGUCAGUAUAUUUAUGUGUGUAUCUACCUAUAUGUUUGUAAAUGUUGAGGGGAAAAUCAUAUGAUAUUUUUCCCACUUAGUAGUCAUAAGAUGUAACCGCUUUAUAUUAUCUAUUUGUGAUUAGAAGCAUAGAUCA
Molecule: messenger RNA, 850 nt
Organism: Carica papaya (papaya)
Lineage: Eukaryota; Viridiplantae; Streptophyta; Magnoliopsida; Brassicales; Caricaceae
Product: cysteine proteinase inhibitor A
Molecular function (GO): cysteine-type endopeptidase inhibitor activity
Source: RefSeq, a predicted model, not a curated record